UCUCCCAAAGCCGUGCAGCUCAGAACACAGGUGCUGAUUUUUCCAGUAGACAGAGGAAUCGAGAAAUGGAGGAAGCACGAAGGAAAUAUCGAAAAAAAGCACCACAUUCAACAUUAGAGAAAGUCAGUAAGUGUAUCCUGCCUGACGUGGCACACAGAUUCCUGUUCGGACCAACAUCUGAUUUCCCCUUGGCCAGGCUUUUAAUAGGAGCUGCAUUUGGAGCCAUCAGUGGGAUUGCUUUGUUUCUUGGACUCAUGCACAACAUUUCACUGAGUAACUUUCACAAAUUCAUAUUUGGAUAUGUUUUUAUAGCACUGUGUGUCCUAGGUGGGAUGCUGUCCUCAUAUUUUCGUUGCUCAGUUCUACUGAUGUUUCCCAGCAUUCUUGGCUCUCGUGGUCAGGCUUAUGUGAUCUUGUUCAUAAUACAGUGUCUCUAUCAAGGUCCAAUCUACAAUAUCCACCAUAAUGUCCAAGAUGUGGUCCUCUCUAUGGGCUGUAAUAUUGACCUGCAAAUAGGACACAGUAAGAUUUUGUGGAGGACGGUGUCUGAACCAUUUUUUGAGGUGUUACAGGAGAUAGUGGCUGACAGUGUGCAACUUCAGAGAGAGGCUCAAAAUGUGAGUAGACAGUUCCAGGGCAUUAGGAAUGAAGUGAUGGGCCAGUAUGGCUACGAUUCUUUUGGUCAGAAUAUUACAGCUACAGGCAACAGCACCACCCAGGAGCAGUACACUGCAAAGACUAUGAUGCGCUGUGAAUAUGUGGUAAAGAAUGGCAUCGAUCGCUGCAAAGAGUGGUUCAGUGAUACCUGGCUGAAGUGCAUGGACACUAUUAAAUCCCCUGUCAUCAACCAUUUCCUUUGUGUACCUAUGAAGUUUGAUUUUCUCUGCAAUAUUAUGAGAGUAAUGACUCCAUGGUGUGAAGAACAGAUUCCAGUCGAAGGAAAUUUUGGACAGACCUUUGACAAACUCGAUUCCUCCAUCAGUAAACUCGGGGAACAGUUUAGCACCAAUGUGGUCUUUGAGAAAUUUGAGGAUGAGAUGUUCGGAGAGACUGUUUUUCAGGAUGAAUUUCGCAAGGAUCUGAUAAGGACAUUUAAGGAGAGGAGGAACACUGUUGAACAAAUUUCCAGAGUUGUGCAGAUCCUCCUCUCUUUCACAUUUGUAUCUGUGUUCAUUUCGGCUUUUGGAUAUGCACGACAAUACACCAGAGAUAUCUGCUUUGACAACGUCCAUAUUACAACCUACUUUAGACAGAUUGAUGAAAGGAGAAAGAAAGGGGGUAAGAGGUACUUAUUGCCCUUGAAGAAAUCAGAAAAGAGCAGACUGAUUAAUCCCUGGACCCUAAAAAUCCAUUCCAAUGAGCUACAACCUGUGACAGCAAGCCUGGUCCGGUUUGUAUCUCUGGCCGUGUUUGUAUUUGUUCUUCUGGCCACAGAUAGACUCCUUUACCACAUUUUCGACAUCAUCCGUAGACAUACCUUUACAGAAUACUCAAUUACAAGUAGUCAUGACAUACACAUUGACAUUAGAGGAGAAUCCAUGUUAGCUAAGCUCCUGCGUAAAACUAUCGGUGCCUUCAACACCUCCUCAAACCUUGAUGUGCAGUCCAGUAACUGGCAGUGUCUCCCACAGCCUCGUGCCCUGAGCCAGGCGGACUACCUGUGGAGUACCAUCCCAGUGUUAUUGAUGGGGUUCCUGUGCUGCCUGCAGGUUUAUACAAACCGCCUACGCAGAGUCAUCACCUCUUUCUACUUCCCCAAGAGAGAGAAGAAACGGAUUCUUUUCCUCUACAACCUUCAGAUGCAGAGACGCAUUACUUUUGUCAACCACUUGAUCAAACAGCUCAGGCAUCGGAGACAAGCACCAAAGCCGGUGUUGUCCAUCCUGCUGUCUCCACUGGAAAGGUUGGGCUGGGGUGUGUGUUGGUGUUGGGUAUGUGUGGAGUUUAUGAGGCAGCAGAGGGCUAAGCAUUGUUCUGUUGAGGGCUGUAAUAUAUUCUAUUGUGAACAGUGCUGGGGGGAUUUGGGGAACCGCUGUAUCUGCUCUUUCCCCGUGGAUAUGGAGCAAGACGUUGACUCUGACACCGACACAGUAUAUUACGUUCAUUAAUCCUAUACUUUUAAUUGAGACAAAUGUUCUAUCUAAAUAUCCUCAUUUAUAAAGAAAGUUUUCUUUUUUAAUUGUAUGUGGUUACUAUUUUCACACAUUACCACACCUUUAAGAUAGUUUUGGUUCUGUAUUUGUAUGAUCAGAGCAAUUAUAGGAAAUAAAACACUUUGCAUUCUGA
Silurus meridionalis is the source of this 2286-nucleotide messenger RNA. It is a transcript of the gene dcst1, whose product is annotated as DC-STAMP domain containing 1. The transcript is spliced from 17 exons. Bases 66 to 2108 code for a protein of 680 amino acids. Lineage: Eukaryota; Metazoa; Chordata; Actinopteri; Siluriformes; Siluridae. The record is from RefSeq and is a predicted model, not a curated record. Gene Ontology annotation, cellular component: membrane.